CGACACUCGGCCACGCGCAUCCUCUUCCUUCUGUAUGAUUGCCGUCCAUUCGUGUCCACGGUCUGUCCAGUGAUUGACGCUGGCGUAUUCCCUCAGUUUGUCGCAGGCGAAUACGCCCUCUCGUGGCCCAUGAUGAUGUGAUUUCACUUGUGCUUGAGUCCACGACUAUCAUUACGACAACACGCGCGCGGGCGGCCAUCCCCCUACCCUUUAAAGAUCUUAUUUUGACACUUUAUCCUCCUUAUAUACAAUGCGUUGGGGCAUUUGACACCGGAAUACAGCACGUCGCUUUUUAUUACGAUCCUAGUUUUCUCUCCCUUUUUCUGACUUGGAAAGUCAGUAACCGACGCUGUUUACUACUCUUCGCCUAGCCGUCGAUUGGCCAAGUAGCAUCUUCAACAUGGUUUCAGAAGAGCUUGUCGAGGACUGUCUUCAAGUCCUUCAAGACGAAUCUAUUGAUGAGGAAGACCAAGCCGAGAGAGUAGAGGAGUUCCUGCGCGAGAAGACGACUUUAUCUGGCUCAUUGCUGGAAAACGCCGUACUCGAUGUUCUCUGGCGGCAUAGAAACCGUGUUCUGCCGGACUCCUCUCCCCCUCCUCCUCGACAUACAGUGAUUCGCCGUUCAUCGCCUGCGCCGUGGCAAAUGGCGCGUUCCUCCACCCCCUUAUCUCACCAUUCGAACCUGGGAACCAGUCCCGGAAGUGGCACCUGGCUCCCAAAUUCGCGCGGGGGGUUGAGUCGCGGUCCUUUGUCGUCCACGGUGUCACCUUUCACUUCUCCACGUCCUUCUCCGCGACUUGCCUUUGCACAGCCAAUUCCGCACUCGCCCAGUUUAAACGCAUACGAGUUCUCCGAUCACAGCCAGGCACCAGAUGCCUAUGGAGAUUUUGGCAGCGAUAAUAACGUAGAUUGGCUAGUUGCGGAUGACGCGAACAGUGUUACAUCUUCAACGGGACAUAGUGUCCAUGGUAGUCUCAGUGCCACAGCUCCGGAGUUCGUUCCUGACAUGAGCCCGCAUGACAUUCUACGCACCGUUCUGGGCGAUAAGAGAACCAAUGAAGAAAUUGAGGCUGCACUUGAGGCUAACAGCUAUGACCUUGGCGCAACCAUUGCCUCGCUUUCGCAGGGCCAGGGUACAGAUGGCUCGCAACAGCCCGAUGAUGGUCGCAUCCUCGUCGGGAAGUCAAUGGCUGUGGACCAGCCGCGUUCAGUGACUCCGUCCGGUCCCAGUCGGAGCCCUGUGGUCUGUAAAUAUUGGCUUUCUACGGGACAAUGUCUCCGUGCGGAUUGUCGUUUUAGUCACGAUUUAACAAAUCACCUUUGCAAAUACUGGAUGAUGGGCAACUGCCUUGCGGGUGACGGUUGUCCCUUUUCGCAUGACCCUUCGGCACUCAUCUCCAAUAUCAACAUAAAUGAUGGCGGAGCGCAAAAUACGGCAUCUGCCAGCUUUCAACCAACCUACAUAGAGAACGCAGCAGAAGCAUUCCCCCCGCUGCAGUCGACGACUGGCGCAAACGACCAGUGGACAGCCCAAUACUUUGGCAAGUAUCCUCACUUGAGCGUACAAGGAAACAAAACCUCGCAACAAUUCCAACUGGGGUCUGGCAGACGAAAUGGAGGAAUUCCCCACAUAUCUCGUCCGCAGUCCCGGCAAACCAGUCGACACCAAAACAGGGACCUGAACGCCUCAGCUCUUUCUGUGGACGAUCCCGAUGCAUUCCCUUCCCUCGGUGCCGUAAGUGCGAAGGGCUCGGGGAAGAAGCAACACGGCAAGCGAGCCGCGCACAAUGCCCGUGAUGGCAACUCAAGUAAAAAGAGCCUUCCUACUUCCUUAGCUGAUGUUGUACGCAUGUCUCCAUCUCCGGCAGGCAAUAAAGGAAAGCCUGUAAACAAGGCUAGUAAAGAAGGAGUUAAGAGCCGCGAAAACACUGCAGCCGCCCAGUCCAUUCCGGCGCCGAGGAAUAUCCCUUGGCUUGAAACUGGCUCAAGGGCGAACCAACAGUAUAUCAAGUAUCGCACGGAAGCCAUUCGCCAUGGCACAGUGAGGAAUAAGUUUUUGCAAAGGUAGGGGAUUCCCGUUUGUUUACUGAUCCUAUUUAUCACAGCUGACAAAAGAUUGGGAAGCGCUGCCCAAGCCUGGAAUCGUAACGAUGCCAGGGCCGCAAAGGCACUGUCUCUCCGGGGCCAGGCAGAGAACGAGGCCAUGCGCAAAUGUCAUCGCGAAGCUGCUCGUCAGCUGUACGAAGAACGCAACAAACACCUGACGAACUCUGGACUUGAUGAUCUGUCCGAAGAGCUUUAUGUCGAUUUGCAUGGCCUUCAUCCCGAAGAGGCGAUUGAAUACCUCGAGAAGAUCCUCCUUAAACACGCUCGCGAAGGCCGCCGGGUUGUCUACACCAUCACGGGCACCGGGCACCACUCCAAGAACGGCAAGGAUAAAAUUGGAAAGGCGGUUAAAGCCUGGCUUAACGAGUGGAGGUAUCUUUUCCGAGAGUUCAGCGUCCCUGGGGAAAGAGGGGGCUACGUAGGUGGGAUUCUUGGUAUUGAUCCCACAAGUUAUGAUAAGACACUCGCCAAAGAUCUGGAAGCAAACGGAGACGGGAAUGACGGUGCAGAUACAGGAAAUAGCCAGUCUGUAUUGUCAGUAGGCAAGAUUCAACUGUUGAAACGGGAGGAUCUCGACAAGAGCUAAACCGACAUGUUUGUUCUCUUGGGGAGAAUUCCGUCCACCUGGUUUGCCCAAGCCCAAGACACAAACGCCCUACUAUUUAGUAGGUGCGCCGCUACAGGAGAGUAUUGGAGUUGGAAAGCGUAAGCGGUCCUUUUUUAGGACCAUUGUUAGGGGAAGUAGCAUCGCCUUGAUAUAUAAGCACGAUAU
Monascus purpureus is the source of this 2878-nucleotide messenger RNA. Lineage: Eukaryota; Fungi; Ascomycota; Eurotiomycetes; Eurotiales; Aspergillaceae. The record is from the annotation of a GenBank genome assembly.